AUGGCUUCUCAAUUUGAUGCGGAAAACGCCGAGAAUCUCGAGGAUAUCGAAAAGCAAUUUGCCGUCAAGGCUGUUAUGCAGGCCGAAACUUACUGGGGCUUGCUCUCUAAAGUGAAGGGUUCGCAGUUGAAGUUGACGCAACACGACGACGACAUUUUCACGGCUCUUUUGGAAGACUUCCCAGAGUUCAAGGACAAAGCCAAGGUGGCGGAAAUCUCCGAGGCGGAGAUGAAGAGCGAAGUUGGCAAGGCCAGAUGGAGAACUUUCUGCGAAAAGUUCAAUGAAAUCGACGACUACAAUUUCGGAACCUUGUUGCGGAUCAAGGCCAAUGAGGAGUACUCGCAAGAAAACACCAUAUUUGCCGUGAGAAUCCAGUUCUACGCCAUUGAGAUUGCCAGAAACAGGUAUGGUUUGAACGACUGGGCUGCGAAAUAG
Clavispora lusitaniae ATCC 42720 is the source of this 435-nucleotide messenger RNA. RefSeq lists its product as uncharacterized. The record is from RefSeq and is a predicted model, not a curated record. Gene Ontology annotation, cellular component: cytoplasm. NCBI's taxonomy places the organism in Eukaryota, Fungi, Ascomycota, Pichiomycetes, Serinales, Metschnikowiaceae.